Messenger RNA from Aaosphaeria arxii CBS 175.79, 600 nucleotides. RefSeq lists its product as uncharacterized. The record is from RefSeq and is a predicted model, not a curated record. The transcript has 4 exons. The coding region runs from base 1 to 600 and encodes 199 amino acids. NCBI's taxonomy places the organism in Eukaryota, Fungi, Ascomycota, Dothideomycetes, Pleosporales.
AUGAGAAUCGCAGCUGCCGCCUUCGCCCUCUGGGUUUCCUCCGUCAUCGCCACUCCCCUCGCAGAGAAUCUCUACACCCGCGAGGAGGCCCAAUCCCUCGGACUCCCCAUUGUCGACCUCGAAUGGACCGGCCAGGUCGUCGAGGGCGGACCCACCGUCACCCUCACCGGAACGGCUCAGUCCAUCUACGAGGAGAUCCUGAAGAUCAACCCUGACUUCAAGUCCGACGAAGUCGAGGAGCGUGGACUCGAGGCUCGCCAGUCUGAUGGUACUAUUCAAUGCGGCAACGCACCCUACGUGACGAACUACAACAGGCAGUGCGGUGAGGGCAUCAGCUACCUCCGCCGUCUGGGCGGCGGCAACGGAAUGUGCGGUACACCUGCUGGUGUCUGCACCCGUGUGAGCUGCUCCAACAACUGCGGCAUGUAUCUCUGCAGCAACUCCGCAAAGAGCGUCAGGUGCAACUCCAUCGCCAACGAUAUCGAGUGGAUCUCCAGCAGGUGCGGUCGAACCGUCAACGGCGUCUGGCAGUCUCGCGGCCGCCUUGUCUUCCGCGAUGGCCAUGCUACUGAGCUUAGGAGGCCUGACAACCUCUGCUGA